AUGACUGUCAAAGCCAAUAGCGCAGACCCUACAGCAGCAGCCACCACCUCGGCUAAUGGCGAAGCACCACCAGCAUACACUCCCGUCGCUGGUGCACCACCACCCACGGGACCUCCAAGGCAGUUAUCUGAGAAGGAGUUGGCUGCUCUAAACUCUGCCUUUUCGUCACUGAAUUUACCGACCGUCGCCACCAAGGUGGAUGAGGACACUUGUCUCGCCCAUCUCAAGCUUCUAUCGGCUUUCUAUACACUGAAGGAAGAUGUCGGCUAUACCGACGGCCUAUGGGCCAUCUAUGACUCUCGCGCCAACCCCAAGACCGACGCUGGUCCAGAACUCGGUGCCGAGCUCGCCAAACUGCGUGAGAAGCGAUGGGCAUUGUAUGUCGCCAGAGCCGUCAACCGUUACGAGGCAUGGUGGUACACAUUUGCAUCGGACCCGUUGACGCUCGCCGACAUGACGCCAGACUCGGUCAAAUAUGCCGAAUUCACCAGCUCAGAUGCAGGAAUGAACUGGGAGCCGCCGCGCCCGCUUCCACCAUUGGAUGUCCUCAUGGUCUGGCACGCACACAUGCUCAACCCUCGCGACUACCUCGAAGACUGUAUCCGCGCAGGUAGACGAGAAUUUUGGACUGCCGGGUUACCCUGGAAGCACAUCAAUGAAGCCAUUGAUACGAAUUUCAACUACAAAGUAUCCGACGCUUGUAUCGCAGCCUGGAAGACGGCCACUGGGCGUGAAUGGGAUAACAUGGAGGACUCAAUGACAAAGCAGAUCAAGUGUCCAGCCUGCUCGGAGCGACUCUUGAUUCCCUGGACGACGUGCGGCCAUGCUGAAGAUGACAAAGGAUCGCGACCAAGCCUCGUUGGAAACGGCUACGGCGACGGCGAGUUCAAGUCUACGUGCACCAGAUGCGGUACGGCCAUUACUAGAGAAUUUCUCGAGGCAGCCAGAUUCGUCAGCGAUGCUAAAUUUCUCUUGGCUAAGAACCAUCCCAUGCCUGGUACGAUUCUCUCUUAUCGCACAGGAAUGCCAGAGAAACUGCUGCUUCGAUUCAGCAAUGUCUCGACUUUGGAGCUGGGCUUUCCCAACCGUUUGAUCCAGAACCACCUUCGUAGUCAACUUCUGGAGCUGAUGAAGCCCGGACAGCACUUGUCUCCUGUCAAUAUGGACACGGUGCGGACCAUGAUCGAGGACGCACUCGCAGACCAGACGGUCCUCAAACGAGUUGAGAACGUCACAGGUGUUGCCGCGUUGAACCGCUAUCGGCUCAGCAGAAGCUCGAGGAUAUAUGUUCGCAAGAUGAUGUCGCGGUAUUGGGGAAAUUCUUCUCCCUUUGCCCUUGAGCUGGGCGGUGCCGUUUUGCGACAAGGCAUCUUCACGGACAAGAUGUACAAGAUUGAUUGGAUUCACAGUCCCGCUGCUCGCGAUACCAUGAAGAGACUCGUUGUCAAGUACCAGCGAUUUAUUCAAAUCAUGGCCGCCAACCCACUCAAAGUUGCAGUUCCCACGCUUGAUGUAGACUUGGCUUGGCAUACCCACCAGCUUAGCCCGGCCGCUUAUUUGGACUUUACUUUUGCCAAGUCACAAAAGUUCAUUGACCAUGACGACAAAAUCAACGAGGUCAAGCUUGCGUCAGCGUUCGAGUGGACCAGCAAGACUUACCAGGAAAUGUUUGGUGAGGUAUACAGCGAAUGCACUUGCUGGUACUGCGAGACGGUCAGAUCAUCGCACGUGAGCUCUGUUGGAAGAGCGCUUGGCGUUUCAAAGAAUGACAAGAUUGUCAAUGAGUUCCAUGAAUCUGGACGAGCAGAUCUCUGUCCUCCCGACGCCUCAGCUCAUAUCUCUGCCCACAAUGCUGUCAAGUAUUACGACGAGGAUCCCAAACGAGGUGACAUAUACAAGGCAAUGCACGAUGCUCAGGUGGCCAAGAUGGAAGAGAACUAUAGAAAGGCACAAAAAAGAGCAGAGAAAAAGGGCCGUAAGAUUCCGCCUCGCGAUGAGUACUACUACUAUUGGGGAUAUCCAUACAUGAUGUACGGACCCUGGGUGUACCCUAUCUACUGGAGUCCCGGAUUCUACUACUGUGACCCUGGGGUUGCAGCUGCCGGUACGGGUCAUGCAGGUGCUUGUGCUGCAGGUACCUGCGGUGGUGGUGCUGCUGCGGGUGCUUGUGCUGGCGCUACAGCAGGUGGGUGCGGUGCGCCAGGUGGAUGCGGCGCUGGCGGUGGUUGUGCAGGUGGUGGUGCAAGCGCUGGGGGAGGAUGUGGUGGCGGAGGAGGAGGAUGCGGAGGUGGUGGUGGUGGAUGUGGCGGUGGAGGAGGCGGCGGCUGUGGUGGUGGUGGAUGCUAA
Pestalotiopsis fici W106-1 is the source of this 2346-nucleotide messenger RNA. RefSeq lists its product as uncharacterized. NCBI's taxonomy places the organism in Eukaryota, Fungi, Ascomycota, Sordariomycetes, Amphisphaeriales, Sporocadaceae. The record is from RefSeq and is a predicted model, not a curated record. The transcript is spliced from 7 exons. Bases 1 to 2346 code for a protein of 781 amino acids.